GUUUAUCAACAAAAUAUUAUUGUUAUACUUUAAUCUUCAAUUAGAGCUUGCUUUGAGAAGUACUUGUAAAAAAUUAAUUCAAGGCCUGGAAUCAUGUUUUCUAUUGGGAUAAAGUUAGCUCUGGGUCUCCUUUGCUUAAUACCAAUCUCUCUGGCCUGUUUAGGGGACGGAUGCAUUUAUGACAAGAUGGAAAACCGGUUUUUCUGGAUCUCUGAUCGAGCUAAGUCGGAGAUAGAGAGCGUAAAAGAUCAUGGGGGCCCGAAGGCAUACUGUAAUGCUCUAGGUUUGGCAGUGACUGAUCGGGGUAAUUCACUCUGGAUGCGAGCUGAAGAUUUACAAAAGAAUGCUGAGAUGUAUGAACAGAAUACUAAACCUGCCUACUCCUCUAAAACUAUUUGCCAUGAGAUGAUCUGGAAUUGAACCCUGAGAUUUGAUAGCGUCAAUCUUUCUUUUUCUGACCUUACUGUUCUUUUAUUCAUAAUUCCCAAGAUUUUACUCGUUUCUUUAAAAACGUUUUAAUUGUAUGUAUCUUAAGUGUUUCUAGACUGAAAUAUAUAGAAUCUUUAAGUA
Molecule: messenger RNA, 570 nt
Organism: Eurytemora carolleeae
Lineage: Eukaryota; Metazoa; Arthropoda; Copepoda; Calanoida; Temoridae
Exons: 5
Coding region: 94-420 (108 amino acids)
Source: RefSeq, a predicted model, not a curated record